GAAGUGUACGUGCUGGUAGAUGACGUGGAGCAGAUCAGAUGUGAAGCCCAUGUUAUUAGACUGAUGGCGUUGUUUGCUUCACCUUCUAAAGUGAUGAGUGUUUGGAUCUAGCUGAGAGUUUUGAGAGACACCCAGCUGAAGGUCGGGUGAGAAGACCGGCUUUACUGCUGCUCAGUCACUGCUGAUCACCCUGUCCUGAUCUCACACCAUGGCUGAUGAGUUGAAGUUUCAAGAGUUCGAGGAGGCUGCAGAUCUUCUGUUUGCCGACCCGGGAGCCUCCACAAUCAGCCUGUCCACUCCCGGCACCGCUGCAGCAGCUGCAUCUGCCUCAGAUGUCCGUCUGAACCUGUCUGACGAAGAGGAGAACCAGCAGGAGAGCUCUGGGUUACUCAAAGGCGAGAAGCAAACUGGUGGCUUCUGGACAUUUGAAUAUUAUCAGUCUUUUUUCAAUGUGGACACCUUCCAGGUCUUGAACAGGAUCAAAGGGUCAUUACUACCUUUCCCGGGACGGAAUUUUGUCAAACAUCACAUUCGGAGUAACCCGGAUUUGUACGGGCCAUUUUGGAUAUGCGUGUCCCUUGUCUUCUCGGUGGCCAUUAGUGGGAACUUGUCGAACUUUCUGUGGAACCAUGGAGACCCUCAAUAUCACUACAGACCACAGUUUCACAAAGUGACGAUCGCUGCACUUGCGGUGUUCCUGUAUGCGUGGCUCGUACCUCUGCUGGUGUGGGGCUUCAUGACUUGGCGCCAGAACACUUCCCGCCAGACGAGCGCUUACUCUUUUCUGGAGACGGUGUGUGUGUACGGCUACUCUCUCUUCGUUUACAUUCCUACUUCGAUAUUAUGGAUCAUUCCAUACGAAUCGCUGCGGUGGUUCUUUAUUCUGAUUGCCAUGGUGGUCUCCGGCUCGGUGCUGGUCAUCACCUUUUGGCCAGCGGUCCGAGACGACACCAGAACGACGGCUCUUUCAGUUAUGGUGGCCAUCAUGUUGCUCCACGCUCUGCUGGCGAUUGGCUGCAAGUUGUACUUCUUCAAUAGUGUGAUGCCACCUCCAUCGAGCUCUCCAACGAAUUCCCCUAGCGUCAAUCAAACCAGCCAAAUGAGCAAGUCUUAGGGGGAAAACACGCUGACCCUCUCCCCUUUAUUUUUAUAAAUGCACUACUGAAACAAUAUGGAGAUGGCUACAACUCCUAGACUUGAGUUUUUCUUUGGACAAAAUGGAAGGAUUAAUUUACUCAGAGUAUCAUGUAUUCCACAUAAACAGGUGAGACUUGUGUACAGCUCUAUGCUUAGGUGAUACUCAUACUCACCUCAGUAUGUCCUGUUAAUAUACAAUGUAAAUUCAUGUGAAUUUUCAGUUCUUUAUAAAGGAUAUGGACAUUUUCUGCUCAGUUAUAAAAGCUUGGUGAAUGAACUGUGGAAGAAAUGAUAUCUUGGUCGCCCUUCACCUUAACCUGACCCUGAUUUGGUCCUCUAUAAUCUGCUGGUGAACAGAGGUGAACUACUUACAGGCAUUCGUGAUUUAUAUUGGUGUUUGUUCAUUUUUGUGAAAGGAAAUUCGGGAAGGGGAAAAAAUGGUUUGAACACUGUUCAGCAAAAAUAUUCUGUUCAUACGUGAAAAGGCAUCAGGGAGGCUGCAUUAUUGCAGAAAAUACGUUAUUUUUUUUUAGUUUGGCUUAGUCUUAAAUAAAGUCUCUAACAUGUGA
Molecule: messenger RNA, 1706 nt
Organism: Silurus meridionalis
Lineage: Eukaryota; Metazoa; Chordata; Actinopteri; Siluriformes; Siluridae
Gene: yipf2
Product: Yip1 domain family, member 2
Exons: 9
Coding region: 209-1114 (301 amino acids)
Biological process (GO): vesicle-mediated transport
Cellular component (GO): membrane; Golgi apparatus
Molecular function (GO): small GTPase binding
Source: RefSeq, a predicted model, not a curated record